AUGUCAAGAAGAUGGAACAUGGACCAAAAACGCUAUUUAUUGUCGGCGUAAGAUUUUAAAUGUACAAAAUUUUUAAAAGUUACAAAAUAGUAAAUGUGAAAAUUAACUUUUAAAAAGUUAUUAUUAUUAAUUAUCAUUUAAUAUUUGACAAUUUUAGCAACAAAAUGCGGUUUACAAGAAGUGAUAAAAAACAGUAAUAACAAGUUUUUUACUAUUUUGAAAGGAUCAAGUAAUUCUGUUGACGUGUGUUUACCAGGUUUUAGCCUAAAUUCUGACUUAGAAUGUGAAGCUGAUAGUGAAAGGAUUAAAAAUACCACUUGCGAGUGUAAGUUUCAUUUAUGAUAGAAAAAUCUCAAUUUUUUUGAAUUUUUGAUUUACUUAAAAAUAUAAAUUUUAGUAAUUCCGGUGAUUUUGCCAGAAUGCCCAGAUAAAACGAAUCAUUUUGAUACAUUUCAUUAUUGUAUGUGUGAUGAAAGUUAUGAAAAUGAUGACUACAGAUGUGUCAGUAAGUUAUAAUUUUUUGUAUAGUAACCCUGUAUAUUGUGCUGGGUGAUUAAGAAAACGAUAAUAAAUUUUGCAUUUAAUUUUUUGGCUUUUUUUUCAAAAUUUUUUACUUAGUUGCCGAUUUUUGCGCACAAUUCGGUGACACUAUGUGCAAACAUGGUACUUGUUUGAUUCACAAAGAGUCAUGUUUUUGUGACAGUGACUAUCAGACAGUUGGUGAUGAUUCAUCGUCCUACGUCCUACCUCCGUUAAAAUACAAUUGGACUACUUUGAUAUACAAACAUACUGCUUGUAUAAGUAAGAUUAAAGUUAAAUAUUUUACGUUGUAGUUGUUUACUAUAAAAAUCGUUAAAAACUGAAAUAUUAUUUAUAUAUUGUGUAACUGUUUAUAUUAUAUAUAAGCAAAAUUUUAAAAAUAUUUUUUACAGAGAAACGAUGUUCUAAAAAACAAAUUGACGGUUUUGUGGUUGCACUGCACAGUCCUUAUUUUUACUUUGGGGAAAGCAUAAUAAUAUACGACCGCAACACCCAUCAUGUGAAAGGGGUUGAAACGUGUGAUAUAAACUACCAAUGGGAACACAGUCUCAAAAACAGUACGUAAACAAAGAAAUAUAUUUCACUAUUUAAUACGAUUUAAGUGUAGUGGCUAAUUGUAAUAUUAUUACGCUCAAUCAUAUAAUAGUAUAAGCAGGUUGUGUUUUAGAGUGUGAAGCGCCAACAGGAGUUGAUCGUUAUACGCCAGUACUGUACGUUUAAACAAAUAUCAAAAAAUCAAAAUGUUUACAAUUAUUUUUAGUUCCGAAUACCCAUUGUACACUGAAGUUACAGUAGCUUGUGAAGACUUAGUGCAGAAACAUCUGCUCGGACCACAAAGAAUUGUGUGUUUGAAAGGCGGAUGGAGCUACGAAUCGAUGUGCAGAUGUAUGUUUUUUUGGAUAUAUAAUGGCUCGUGUUUACUACGAUAGUUAUAAAAGUUUUAAAACGCAAAACUACUGAAAAUGGCCAAUUGUGUUUUAGAGUAUAUUAGGGUAAAGUUGUAACAUUUUACCUAUAUUGUAAUUUUUAGGGCACCAAUGCGCGGAUCCGCAAUUAAAUGGCGUUAAUUUUACGGUUAGGAAUCAAGCUCUUGGUUAUACGUACAAUUUUGGAGUAAUAUUAGAUCUUUUCUGUGAAAAUGCCGACGAAAAGCUGGAAGGAAAUCCUUCCAUGGAAUGCAUCGCAGGACAUUCUAAUUUGCAGCCUGUAAAAUGGGAUAGGGAACGCAAGCCGUACUGUAAGAAAAAAUUUGAAUGUGAAUUGAGAGUCGGAAAUGGUGUUCUAGCUAGUGCUGAAGGGUUGAUGAUCGGCGAAAGCGCUAAUUUUGCGUGUAUUCAGCCAAACUACGUAUUGUCAAGUAAGUUUUACAAUAAUAAUUUAUUGAUCAAGCAUAAAAUUGCAAAAAAUAAAACAUACAAAAGCAACAACGUUACAAGGACCGCUACGUUAUGUGUAUACACGCGUGUAAUGUAUUUUCAUAAAAACCUAUUUUUAGACCCUAACCCUGUCACGUGUGUAAAAAAGCCUCGGCUAACUCGUUCAAAUCGUUGUAUAGCUCAAUGGAAUGCACCGGAUUAUGUAAUUCUUAACGCUUCCGCUUCAUUUUAUUGUGAAUUACUUCAAGAAUGCAGUGAACUUAAAAUCAGGUGGAUAAGUCAUCAAACGCCAGGAAGAUUUAAAAAUUUUCGAAGUGGAAAUUCAGCGUUUGGUACAAUUCAAAAAGUACAAGAUGGAGAUCAAGGAGUUUAUACGUGUGAUGUUGUAGAUUUCAAUGGUGAAUUGGCUGAUCAAAUCACAGUACACUUAAAUAUAAAUCAUAAUGGUACAGCUGGGACUAAUACUAACGUGUUUGGGCCUGUUUCGAUGAUUGAGGUGUAAGUCAGUUGGAGGUAUUAAGUAAAUAUGUAGUACAUAAAUAUUAAUUAAAAAUUAUAUAUUAUGGUUAAAUGCAAACUUUUACUGUUAACAUUAAAAAUAGUUACAACUUUUAAUACAAUAUUUUAAGACCCAAUGUAUCGAUUUACUCACCACAUUUGGAUCAACCAGUUCCAGAGUGCAUAGAUCAACAACCAAUGCAAUUAGAAUGCCUAUCCGAGUUGCAUCUUGAACAGCGACAAUCUGGUUCAAUCAAACCAAUUAGUGUGCCUUGGCCUACUGUAAAAGACAAUGACCCUAAUAUUCAAAUUAGUUCUAGUUUGAUAGGACUGACAGCUCAGCCAUAUACGUUUAAUGGAAAAGAAAAAGAAAUACGAUGGUUAUCUAGUGAUCAACAUGGAAACCAAGCCGCAUGUGUCACCAAGCUUAUUGUUGAAGGUACGUUUUACAAAUAUGACCAAAAUCGUUCCAAAAAUGUUUUUUAUUUAAAAAAAAUCUUACACACUCAAUGAAUAAUUUUAUCAAAAACAAAAUUAAUAUUAACGAAGUACAAUAUUAAAAACUAUAUAAGGGUGAUCAUAAAGAAAAAUAUUUACAUCUUUCAUAGCUAUAAACACAUAAUGCAAUGGUAUCAAUUUAAAUUGAGAAAAUAUUUACUGAUAUGCUAAUACUACAAAACGAAUCACCAGUAUUCAGGAGUUCAUAGAGUAACGGCUUGUUGA
Molecule: messenger RNA, 3137 nt
Organism: Bursaphelenchus okinawaensis
Lineage: Eukaryota; Metazoa; Nematoda; Chromadorea; Rhabditida; Aphelenchoididae
Source: the annotation of a GenBank genome assembly